Molecule: messenger RNA, 3848 nt
Organism: Hydra vulgaris (swiftwater hydra)
Lineage: Eukaryota; Metazoa; Cnidaria; Hydrozoa; Anthoathecata; Hydridae
Product: 5'-3' exoribonuclease 1
Biological process (GO): nuclear-transcribed mRNA catabolic process
Molecular function (GO): 5'-3' exonuclease activity; nucleic acid binding
Source: RefSeq, a predicted model, not a curated record
GUUAAUAAUAUAGUAUUGAUAAAUAAAUUUAGGUUUAUCUAAAACUUGUUAUAGUUGCAUAUGCGAAAUAUUCAUUCAUAAUGGGUGUUCCUAAGUUUUAUCGAUGGCUUUCAGAAAGAUACCCUUGUCUUAGUCAAACAAUCAGAGAGCACAAGAUUCCCGAAUUUGACAACUUAUAUAUUGACAUGAAUGGUAUUAUUCAUCCAUGUUCUCAUCCAAAUGAUGAAGACCCGCAUUUCCAAAUUACAGAAGAGGAAAUUAUGAUGAACAUAUUUGAUUAUAUUGAAACUUUGUUUCGAAUCAUUAAACCAAAGAAAAAUUUCUUUAUGGCAGUUGAUGGAUGUGCACCUCGUGCAAAAAUGAAUCAACAAAGAAGCCGACGCUUUAGAACAGCUAAAGAAGUUGGAAUUUCUAUAGAAAAUGCUAUUCAACGAGGAGAAACCUUACCUAAAGGAGACUCUUUUGACUCUAAUUGCAUUACUCCAGGAACAGAGUUUAUGGACCGACUACAUCAACAACUCAAGUACUUUAUUAAUUAUAAAAUUUCAACUGAUCCUCUUUGGAAACACUGCGUUGUUCACUUUUCUGGACACAAUGUACCUGGUGAAGGAGAACAUAAAAUAAUGGACUACAUACGCUAUUGCAAAUCAAAACCUGAUUAUGAUCCAAAUACAAGGCAUUGUCUUUAUGGGCUGGAUGCUGAUUUGAUCAUGCUUGGUCUUAGUGUUCACGAACCUCAUUUUUGUUUACUGCGAGAAGAAGUCAGAUUUGGUGCCAAAUCAAACAUAGUGUUAUCUCCUGGAGAUCAGGUCUUUCAUCUGCUGCAUUUAUCAUUGCUUCGUGAAUAUCUUGACCUUGAAUUUUCUUCUAUGAAGGAGAGUCUUGAGUUUGAAUAUGAUUUGGAAAAAAUUAUUGAUGAUUGGAUUUUUCUUGGCUUUCUUGUUGGAAAUGAUUUUGUACCACAUUUGCCACAUAUGCAUAUUAAUCAUGAUGCUUUGCCUUAUUUCUACAGUGUUUAUAAAGAUUUUCUGAUUACUGCAGAUGGUUAUAUCAAUGAAGGAGGUGUUGUAAAUUUGACAAGACUAAAGCAGUUUUUUGGUUGUGUCAGUGAUUUUGAUUAUGAACUCUUUGCUGAAUGGAAAAAAACCUCAAGUGGUAUAAAAAGUAAAAACGAAGAGAAUGAUAAAAAGAUUUUUUCAUUGGAAAAUCCAGAUGGAACAGAGGGCUUUGCAAACGCAUUUGCAAAUUUUUCAUUUAAUGGAAGCCUGCAGAAAAAGAGCAAGAAGUUAAUAAAAGUUAAAGGUUCAGAUAAAGAUCUAGCAAUAGUUGAUGAAUUUACAGAACACAAACAAAAUUAUUAUGCAGAAAAAUUUGGUAUGAAUGUCAAAAACAACAUUGAGAUGCAGACAAUAUGUUCAAAUUAUGUUACAGCAUUACAAUGGAUAUCGCACUAUUACUUCAAUGGUUUGCAAUCGUGGAGUUGGUAUUAUCCUUAUCACUAUUCCCCAUAUAUGUCUGACCUUGCCAGUUUUGAAUUAGAGAAAAUAAGUAUGGAUCUUGGGACACCAUUUCGACCAUUUGAACAGCUUUUAGCAGUUUUACCUGCUGCUAGUGGCAAACUUCUACCUAAGGCGUUUCAGAACUUAAUGGUCGAAGAGACAUCAACAAUAAUUGAUUAUUACCCCUCAGACUUUCAAACAGAUUUAAAUGGGAAAAAGCAGCAGUAUGAAGCUGUUGUUCUUAUACCAUUUAUAGACGAGAAGCGUUUACUUGAUGCCAUGGCACAAAACUAUGAUCAACUGACAGAGGAAGAGAAAUCUCGCAACACCUUUGGAAAUGCUUAUGAGUUCAUGUAUGAUGAAAAUCUCAACUUAACUUAUCCUUCAUCUCAUCCUGGUUUAAAUGAUAUUACUCCAUGUAAAGUUAAACAGGUUGAAAUUUCUCAGGACCUUUACAGAUUAAAGAUCAAUGAUAUAAAGAAAGGUCUGUCUAAAGGUGCACAGCUUGACAUAUAUUCACCAGGAUUUCCAACAUUAAAACACCUAAAACAUAAAUGCUUCUUUACACAGGCUGGUAUCAAAGUAUUUAAACACAAAAGUAAAAUUGAGAAUGCAAUUAUUAAAAUAACAGAACAAAAAAGUAUGGAUAUUGAAGAAACAGCUAAUUUGAUGAUUGGAAAGUCAGUUUUUGUUGAAUGGCCAUAUAUGGUUGAAGCCAUGGUAACCUCAGUGAUGAACGAAGAUCUUUGCUACUAUCUAACUAAUGAAAAUGAGCUUGCUAUGAAGAUGGUUGAUGGAGAAGAUUAUUCUAAUUUUAAAAAGGAAAUAGCUGUCAUUUCUUCAUAUCAUCUAUUUGAGCGAGGAAUAAAUCUAGGAGAUGUGACCACGAUUGUGGCAGCUAAAUUGCUUUUGGGUGAAAAGUAUAAAUUUGAUGGAGGUAAAGCUAGUUUAGUAAAAGAAUGGUCCCAGACUCCUACUUUUUAUCCAUUGCAGACUAUAGUACAGGAUGUUUCUGUUUGCAAAAGAGAAAAGAAUGUUAUUAAAUCUACAUCAGACUUGUUUCCUGUUCAUUCUCCGUGUGUUAUCUUGUCGCAACCACAUUAUGGGUUCACAGGAAAAGUUCUUCAAUAUAACGAAAAGAAUGAUCACAUAAAUGUCCUAAUUAACAUUCUGAAAGAACCGAAUUUUUCAGAAACAAUGUUUGAAUCUCUUUCAACAGAAUAUGUCUCUUCUCACUCGAUUGCAAAACAAAUGCAAAUUCCUAUCGACGUACUUUCAAGAAUCACUGGUGAUGUAUUUGUAACAAAGGGUAGUAACCAAACUGGUAUUAUGUCUUAUAACCUUGGUUUAAAAAUAAAAUACACAAAAAAAAACUUAGAGAUGCUAGGUUAUGCAAGACGCUCUGCCUUUGGUUGGUUUUAUUCAGCAUCUGCAGUUAAUCUUCUGAAUGAAUACAUGAAAAAGUUUCCAGAAGUUUUUCGUGGUUUAGAAUCUAUGGCUUCAUCAGAUGUUGACAGUUUUAAUUUUUCUGAUUUAUUUCCACAGCAAAGUGAGGAUUACUUGGAUCAUGUUAGCCUUUAUUUGAAAAAUCUACCAUGUUAUGAUGGGCAAUUAAUUAGGUGCCAGAGCAAUGUUCUAGAGGAACCUGUUGUGAAUCGAAUAGAGCAAGCUGUUAAUGAAAUAAAAGACCAGCAAAAAAAAAGUUUGAAAUUCCAAGUGAAACCUGAAAAUUUAUUUCUUCCGACUGAUUCACUAUACAAUGUCCCACAGGACAGAGAAAUAUUUUUGUUUGAUCGCGUUGUAAAUAUUCAAAAUGGCAUUAAUGUUCCAUUUGGUAUGAGAGGAACUGUUAUUGGAAUACACAAAGUUUUAAUUGAUGAAAAUAGUAUUCGUGCAAAAAGUGAGCUACGAUAUGAAGUACUUUUUGACGAUGUUUUGCUCGGUGCUUCUGUGAGGUCAAAAGAUCCUCGUGGUUAUAUAUUGAAAGCAGAUUCUUUAAUUGGAUUAAUUCCAGAAAAAACUAAAAACGAUCGUCGUAAUUUGCACAAUGCAUCUCUAAAUUUCCAAUGGAAAAAAGUACCUGGCAUUGGUUGGCGAAACUACAGUACAUAUAGAUCUUCGACAGCUUUUUGCUUUAAAAGGCCUCAUAUAAACUUACAUCAACGAAAUUUCUUUUCCAUUAUCAAGCCAUCUCGCUCAUCGAUUAUAAGCGUUGCUUUUGGUGGACUUUUAGUUUCGUCUAUGUAUUUAUUUCGUGUAUGACUUUUAGAUUUUAUAUAGUGUAAAUACUUUUUUUUAAAUAGACAAGUUUGUACAAAGUUUCUUGUUAUUUAAAUGAAAUUUAUCGAA